AUGACGUUAACGACCACUCUGGCACACCCAGACACGACAUUGGCCUCUCCCGCCAGUGAAAAAGAUGUGGACAUUUCUACCGGAGUCCAGGAGGACAUCGUUUCCGAAAACAAGGACGGUCUACUGGAAAGCGGGACCUCCGACGACACAUAUAUCACCAUAUCACAUCUUAGGGAUUCUACGCUGGCGCCAGGUUGGGCGACAUAUGUCCACCCUCGCGGAGCCAUUUACUGGAUGAACGCCACUCAUCAGGUUGUCGUGGAUGAUGACAUCCGCGAACCGUCUUCCUUAAGGAGAGCCAACGAGUUCUGCGCCCAGUGUUCUCAGCUCGCUCUCCCGGAAGGCAUGGAGGCGCACAUGAUUGGCGGCAUGGACGCAUCCUUCUGCCUCUUCGUCAACCACAAGCAAUGCGUCGCGGGCUACGAACUUCCUAAAGUCAGAAGCAGUGCCGUCAGAGAUAUGUCUGUUAAUGCUCUGAUGCGCGGGAGACGGCUAUACUGGAAUUUCGUGAGCUAUCACCCUUCACACCGGCCAUGUCCACAGCAAGGCUUCGACGAGGCUAUUGAUGCACUGCGCUCCUAUCAUCACGAACAUAUGAACGUUGGCAUGCGGUGUUUCGCUCCGUUCUCCAAGUCGGAGUGUGAAGAACUUCUAAGCAUACUGAGAAGCGCAAGGCAUGAGGAGCGGAUAUUGCCCUCCACCAUCGCCCUCCUCGGCUGGGUAUUGAAAGACGUUUACAGCUUCCGGACCGCAGACAAGUAUGGGCAGGUGACGCGCGACCAGCUCAAGUCGUACCGCGAAAGCAUCUGGCAGGCACCCGAGCUCACGCGGGAGCCGUCGACGCUCGCGCGCGUCGUCCUCACCUGCCUCAUAAACGGCCCAUUCUUCGGCAUCCCGACGACGUACCUCGCGCACGUGAAGAGCGCGAGCGAGUUCCGCGGGCACCUUGCGGGCCUCAAACAAAGCUGGGAGUCGUACACGCUCCAGCUCGUCAGGGAGUACUCCGACUUCAUUCUCAUCGCAACCGUGUUGCUGUCCGCGACCGUGGGCCUCCUCACGAUCAACGACAUAAGCGAAGCGACCCGCGUCGCCGCGAUGCUCUCUGCCUUCUGUGCGCUCGGCAGCAUGACCGUCGGCGUCUUCUUCGUCUGGCGCCACCAACGCAAUACGCGCAUGCCCUCUUCGUUCUCGUAUCUGCAUAACGCACGAAACAACGCGCUCGGCCUCUCGGGCCACGCGCUACUACUAAGCCUGCCGCCCGUGCUGCUCGUGUGGUCGAUCGCGGGGUUCGCGGGGUCCACGCUCGCGUACGCACUGCAGGACACCACACGCGCGACGACGUGGCUGCUGCUCGGGCUGUUCGCGGUCGUGCUGGGCGCGGUGAUGGCUGGGGUGUACACGUUCUCGACGAUCUGGCACUGGCAGUCGCAGGACGCGUGGUGGGCGGGCGUGUUCAGCUGGCGCGGGUGGCGGAAGAAGAGUAAGGAGCAGGCUGCUGCCGUUUAA
This is a messenger RNA of Trametes versicolor FP-101664 SS1, 1506 nucleotides long. RefSeq lists its product as uncharacterized. The transcript is spliced from 9 exons. Bases 1 to 1506 code for a protein of 501 amino acids. Lineage: Eukaryota; Fungi; Basidiomycota; Agaricomycetes; Polyporales; Polyporaceae. The record is from RefSeq and is a predicted model, not a curated record.